Molecule: messenger RNA, 5270 nt
Organism: Homo sapiens (human)
Lineage: Eukaryota; Metazoa; Chordata; Mammalia; Primates; Hominidae
Gene: MBD6
Product: methyl-CpG binding domain protein 6
Exons: 13
Coding region: 1342-4356 (1004 amino acids)
Cellular component (GO): chromosome; nucleus
Source: RefSeq, a predicted model, not a curated record
GCUUUGGGUCACGAGGCUUCACGGAGGAGGUGGGUGAGUCAUGCGCGCGCGCGGAGGGGAGUGUAGCGGGGGGGGAGGGGAGGAAAGGGGGGCGGGGAUGAUGCAAUGUUUGGCAACCGGUGUCUGCACGCGCACGCGCAGGGGACACCGAGGGUGGUGGGAGGUGCGGAGGGUGGGGGAGAGGAGAGAGGGCGGGGCGCCAGCUCCCGGCGCCCAACGGCCCCAACGGCUAUCAGCCUUGGUCGCCCCUAGUCGGUCGUGAGCCUCUUUGCCGCUUGUCUCCCCCAGAAGCUGCUGUUCCGCCCACCUAGCUUUACCCGCCGUUUUACCCCCACUAUAAGGGACUCCCAUAUUUCUUGGCCCCUCCCAGCUAAUGGGCACAUAGGCCUUUUGAACUUUUCUUUUUAAAGUUGGUAUCCAUCCACUGGGAUUGUCGACAUCUCGAGUCUUCUUAAAGAGGUCUCCUGGCCGGGCUCAGUGGCUUACGCCUGUAAUCCCAGCACUUUGGGAGGCUGAGGAGAGCGGAUCACUUGAGGUCAGGAGUUCGAGAUCAGCCUGACCAACAUGGUGAAACCCCGUCUCUACUAAAAAUACAAAAAUUAGCCGGGUGUGGUGAUGCGCGCCUGUAAUCCCAGCUACUCUGGAGGCAGAGGCAGAAGAAUCGCUUGAACCCUGGAGGCGGAUGUUGCAGUGACCGAGAUCGCGCCACUGCACUCCAGCCUGGGUGACAGAGCGAGACUACGUUUCACCAAAAACAAAAAACAAAACAAACAAACAAAAAAACGGGGGUGGUCUCCUGUUCUAGCCCCGUAAAUCUCCCAAAAGGGGCCGAGGUACUGGAAUCCCUUGGUAGUCAUUUUCCGCUUCUCUCAGAACAGCGCCCUUGACUUUUACCUUGUAGUUGGUAAGCCCUCAGCCUGCCAGAAGUCAUGUAUUUUGCCCAGUGGACCCGAUUCUGUUUGGCCACCUAUUUUCCCCCACGGUACUCCUAUGGCUUUCUCCAAGACCCUCUCUUGCUGUACCAGACAGCAAGUCCUGUGACUCCCUGUGUGAGGAGCGCGGCACAGGCCUGCCUCCUAGGUGUUCGGGUCGAGAUUUACAGCGGAGUCUCAUCCCGGGACGUGUGAGUGCACUUCAGCGCAGGACUGCCCUGGACUGGGGAGACCGGAGCCGCGAUUUUAGACUCAACUCCCCAUCACUUGCCAAGGGAUCUUACCGUCCUUGUUUGUAAAUUAAAGAUAAAAGUUGUGAAGGUGUGGGCUAAGCUGGUGGCCCCGGCUUUAGACUGGACCCCACAAUGUUUGCAGAGAUGUUCAGGCACGCGGGAGCUGAUUACACACAAUGAAUGGGGGCAAUGAGAGCAGUGGAGCAGACAGAGCUGGGGGCCCUGUGGCCACAUCUGUCCCCAUCGGCUGGCAGCGCUGUGUGCGAGAGGGUGCUGUGCUCUACAUCAGUCCAAGUGGCACAGAGCUGUCUUCCUUGGAGCAAACCCGGAGCUACCUCCUCAGCGAUGGGACCUGCAAGUGCGGUCUGGAGUGUCCACUUAAUGUCCCCAAGGUUUUCAACUUUGACCCUUUGGCCCCGGUGACCCCGGGUGGGGCUGGGGUGGGGCCAGCAUCAGAGGAGGACAUGACCAAGCUGUGCAACCACCGGCGGAAAGCUGUUGCUAUGGCAACUCUGUACCGCAGCAUGGAGACCACCUGCUCACACUCUUCUCCUGGAGAGGGAGCGAGCCCCCAAAUGUUCCACACUGUGUCCCCAGGGCCCCCCUCUGCCCGCCCUCCCUGUCGAGUUCCUCCUACAACUCCACUUAAUGGGGGUCCUGGCUCCCUUCCCCCAGAACCACCCUCAGUUUCCCAGGCCUUUCCCACUCUAGCAGGCCCUGGGGGGCUUUUCCCCCCAAGGCUUGCUGACCCAGUCCCUUCUGGGGGCAGUAGCAGCCCCCGUUUCCUCCCAAGGGGCAAUGCCCCCUCUCCAGCCCCACCUCCUCCACCUGCUAUCAGCCUCAAUGCUCCCUCAUACAACUGGGGAGCUGCCCUCAGAUCCAGCCUGGUGCCCUCUGACCUGGGCUCUCCUCCGGCCCCUCAUGCCUCCUCCUCACCACCUUCAGACCCUCCUCUCUUCCACUGUAGUGAUGCCUUAACACCCCCUCCCCUGCCCCCGAGCAAUAAUCUCCCCGCCCACCCUGGUCCUGCCUCUCAGCCACCAGUGUCUUCAGCCACUAUGCACCUGCCCCUGGUCCUGGGGCCCCUGGGAGGGGCCCCCACGGUGGAGGGGCCUGGGGCACCCCCCUUCCUUGCUAGCAGCCUACUCUCUGCAGCGGCCAAGGCACAGCAUCCCCCACUACCCCCUCCCAGCACUUUACAGGGCCGAAGGCCCCGUGCCCAGGCACCCUCAGCUUCCCACUCCUCAUCACUUCGUCCCUCUCAGCGUCGUCCCCGCAGACCCCCUACUGUAUUUCGAUUGCUAGAAGGGAGAGGCCCUCAAACCCCUAGACGGAGCCGUCCUCGGGCCCCUGCUCCUGUCCCCCAACCCUUUUCUCUCCCGGAGCCAUCCCAACCAAUUCUCCCUUCUGUGCUGUCCCUGCUGGGACUCCCCACCCCUGGCCCUUCCCACUCUGAUGGAAGCUUUAACCUUUUGGGGUCAGAUGCACACCUUCCUCCUCCCCCAACCCUCUCCUCAGGGAGCCCUCCCCAGCCCAGGCACCCCAUCCAGCCCUCCCUGCCUGGGACCACCAGUGGCAGCCUCAGCAGUGUGCCAGGUGCCCCUGCCCCACCAGCUGCCUCCAAAGCCCCAGUAGUCCCCAGCCCUGUGCUUCAAAGCCCAUCCGAAGGACUGGGGAUGGGGGCAGGCCCGGCCUGCCCUCUGCCUCCCCUGGCUGGUGGAGAGGCUUUCCCUUUCCCCAGCCCUGAGCAGGGCCUGGCACUGAGUGGAGCUGGCUUCCCUGGGAUGCUUGGGGCCUUGCCUCUCCCUCUGAGUCUGGGGCAGCCUCCACCUUCUCCAUUGCUCAACCACAGUUUAUUUGGUGUGCUGACUGGGGGAGGAGGACAACCUCCCCCUGAGCCCCUGCUACCCCCACCAGGAGGACCUGGUCCUCCCCUAGCCCCAGGAGAGCCUGAAGGGCCUUCGCUUUUGGUGGCUUCCUUGCUUCCUCCACCACCCUCAGACCUUCUUCCACCUCCUUCAGCACCUCCCAGCAACCUCCUUGCCUCUUUCCUGCCCCUGUUGGCUCUGGGCCCCACAGCUGGGGAUGGGGAGGGAUCUGCAGAGGGAGCCGGGGGUCCAAGUGGGGAGCCAUUUUCAGGCUUGGGAGACCUGUCCCCCCUACUUUUCCCCCCACUUUCAGCCCCCCCUACCCUCAUAGCUUUAAAUUCUGCGCUGCUGGCUGCCACCCUGGAUCCCCCCUCGGGGACACCCCCCCAGCCCUGUGUCCUGAGUGCCCCCCAACCUGGACCACCUACCUCCAGUGUCACCACGGCAACUACUGACCCGGGGGCCUCCUCUCUGGGCAAGGCCCCCUCCAACUCAGGGAGACCCCCCCAACUCCUUAGCCCUCUGCUGGGUGCCAGCCUGCUGGGUGACCUGUCUUCACUGACCAGCAGCCCUGGAGCCCUCCCCAGCCUGUUGCAGCCUCCUGGCCCUCUUCUCUCUGGCCAGUUGGGGCUGCAGCUCCUCCCUGGGGGGGGAGCUCCUCCACCCCUCUCAGAGGCUUCUAGUCCCCUAGCCUGCCUGCUACAGAGUCUCCAGCAGAUCCCUCCAGAGCAGCCAGAAGCCCCCUGUCUACCCCCCGAGAGCCCUGCCUCAGCCCUCGAACCAGAGCCUGCCAGGCCUCCCCUCAGUGCCUUAGCCCCACCCCAUGGUUCUCCCGACCCCCCAGUCCCUGAGCUGCUCACUGGGAGGGGGUCAGGGAAACGGGGCCGGAGGGGAGGAGGGGGACUUAGGGGCAUUAAUGGUGAGGCCAGGCCAGCCCGGGGCCGAAAGCCUGGCAGCCGGCGGGAGCCUGGCCGACUGGCCCUCAAAUGGGGGACACGUGGUGGCUUCAAUGGACAAAUGGAAAGGUCCCCAAGAAGAACCCACCAUUGGCAGCAUAAUGGGGAGCUGGCUGAAGGGGGUGCUGAGCCCAAGGAUCCACCCCCUCCCGGGCCCCAUUCUGAGGACCUUAAGGUGCCCCCGGGAGUAGUCAGAAAGUCUCGUCGUGGCCGUAGGAGAAAAUACAACCCUACCCGGAACAGCAAUAGCUCCCGCCAGGACAUUACCUUGGAACCCAGCCCUACAGCCCGAGCAGCUGUCCCUCUGCCUCCCCGGGCCCGCCCUGGCCGUCCUGCCAAAAACAAGAGGAGGAAACUGGCCCCAUAGCAGCCAUACCUGGAGCUGGAUCUGACCCUGAUUGGGGAGAGCUGAGUGCUGAGCCUUGGGAGCCCCUGCCAGCCACCUGCACCUGUGGACAGUGGGUGGGGGCACUACUCCCCACUCAGAGCACAAAUGCAACUCCUUCCCCUACAAUCCCAUCCUGAGCCAUUGCAGGGGGCAGGGAAGUUCACCCCCCCCCACCACCCCCCCGCCCCCCCGAAGCCAUGUCACUGAAAAGGCCUGGGGGGGAUGGUAUAUGGCCCUUUCCCCACCAGGCGCUAAGGGGAACACCCCCUUCCCCAGGUCUUUUAUUUGUUUAAGUUAUUUUUGCACAAAUGACUCUUUUAUAUUUAAUUCGAUUUCAUUGCCUCCCUUCUUAAAGCCAACAGGCUCAGUUUACAAACCUGUGAGCUACUGUUGGCUGCUGCCCUCCUUCCCAGUGAAAGGUACAAAGCAAUAAGCAUCAUGCAUCCUCCCCUUACCCCUCCAACACCCCUCUGCCUCUGGCUCAGGUUGCUCAAAGCACAGAUCCUCUCUUACCCCGUCCCCAGGUUUGAAACACAUAGCCUCAUUUCAAGGUGUAGCCAGGUUCCCCCGACUUUCCUCUGGGAUAUAAAAAAGGGGGUAAGGGGGCAAAGAGAGCCCUCUGGGCCUCUCCUCCCAUACACACUACACUGCCCCUUCUCCCCCCAUCAAAACGCUCAGAGACGUUGUGAUGAUGCGACUGAGGAUUAUGCAACGUGGUCCAACCGGAGCGGCCAGCAUGACCAGCUGUCCAGGGGCUGCCUCCUGCCUUUUCUUUUGUAAAGACAAGACCCUUGGGAGUUUUAAUUCUGUUUUGUACUUGCCCUGUGGGGCCUCCACUGCUUUUCUAUGGGAGACACUCUUAAUUUAACAGAUGAGAAUAUUUUGAAACUCUG